AUGGCCGACCGGCGGUCUGGCGCCGGCGCCGGCGGGUCCGGCGGUGGCCUCUCCCAGCUCCUGUCGUCGUCGUCGCCCGACAAGGCGGCAGCGCGCCGCCGCAUCGCCUACAUCGCCGCCGGCGUGUGCGGCUUCUUCCUCCUCCUCCACCUCGUGUCGCGGCCGAGCGACCCGUCCUAUCGCAACGGCCGCGCCCUGCCCGGGUUCGGCUCGCGCAGCCAGUUCGCCUCGUCGCGCCGCACCGACACGCUCGUGCGCGCCGCCCGCAAGCAGCGCGCAGCGGCGGCCAUCUCGCACGGCGGCACGGGCGGGUACGGGCCCGCCAACUUUAGCGAGCCGCCGCCGUUCACGUUCUGCCCGACGUUCGGCGCCGGCGACGAGCUCGGCACCGUGUACGGCCGCGAGGCCAUCGUCAAGACGCGCACGCACGUCGGCAGCGCCGAGCGCGUGCGCAAGGUCAUCAAGCGCGCCAUGGCCGGCCUCCCCGUCACGAUCGGCGUCCUCGGCGGCAGUGUCAGCAGCUGCCACGGCCUCGACGCGACCCAGGCCCACCCGCUCGGCAACCCUGUCGGCCCCAACUGCUACCCGCACCGCAUCUUUUCGUGGCUCAACGACGUGUUCCCGCACCCGGCCAACGAGUUGACCAACGGCGCCCUGCGUCGCACCGGCACGUCGUACUUUGGGUUCUGCUCCGAGAUGCACUUGCCCGACCGCGUCGACCUCGUCAUCGUCGAGUUCGACACCGAGGACCCGGCUGAGAAGACGUCUCUGUCGACGACCGACCUCCUCAUCCGCUCGCUCCUCCUUCGCCCCGACCAGCCCGCCAUCAUUAUGCUCGGCCACUUUUCGCCGCAGAUUCAGGGCGAGCACGGCUACGCAGGCCCCGAGAUGUGGCACUCGUCCGUCGCUCAGUUCUACGACGUCGUCCACGUCAGCGUCAAGGGCCUCCUGUACGAGGACUACCUCCUCAACCCGAGCAAGGUCCGCCAGUCGUACUUCCUCGACCCGAUCCUCGCCAACUCGAAGGGCCACGAGCUCCUCGCCGACACGGUCAUCGCGUUCCUCGAGUCCGAGAUCUGCCAGGUGUGGGACCAGGCCGCGCUCGAGACCGACAUUGCCGCGCUCGGCGGCACCACGCAGCCGAUCUCGCCGCUCGCGCUCGGCGACGACUACCCGUCGCUCCUGUCGGGCAAGGGCCUGCGCAAGGCGGCCGACGCCGGGCUCGACGCAGAGGACGCCGACCUCGCGCACGGCGGUGGACGCGCCGGCGGUCGCUCGGGCUACCUGCGCAUCCCGCCGUUCCGCAUCACCGACAAGCCGCAUCAGCUGUCCCAGUUCCGCGAGAUCAAGCCCAACUGCGCGUCGGCCAACGACCUCAUCAACCCUCUCCCGUCGAGCGUCUUUGCCGGGUCCGGCUGGAACCCGGUCCAGCCAAAGCCCGACGACGAGGACGAGAUGCACUACUGGUACACCGACAUGCCCGGCUCGCUCCUCAAGAUCCCCGUCAAGGUUGGCGCCGGCGACAUCGCCGUCUACUACCUCAAGGGCCCCGAGGCCGAGGGCUGGGGCACGGUCCUGUGCUGGGUCGACGACAACGUCGACGGCGCCGUCGAGCUCAAGGGCCACUGGGACAAGGAGUACGGCCAGCCGACCGUCACCCAGAUCGACAUGAACGUCGCGAGGGGCCCUCACUAUGUCGUCUGCGAGCUCCAGGGCCAGCCGGGCAUCGACCACGCGCGCUUCAAGCUCUUUGGCGUCUUUGCGACUUAGGCGACGUCGUCGUGUCGCCGGCAGAAGGAGGAAGGGGGCGGUCAGGGAGGGCCACAUAGACUCGAGGGCGGGGGAGGAGGACGACGGCGAGGGUCGGGCACGGGCCGGGCAGGGCAGCUCACGCGUACGAGGAGUGCACUUUCGUCAUCGUCUGUAUGUACCGCCGUUCCGCCCUCAGCAAAAUGCCGUACUCGCGUCGUCACUUUGUCUCCCCUCCUUCGCCUUCCCUCUCUCUCUCUCUCGUCCUCGCCCUCGCCGCCGUACCCCUACCUCUCUUUCUCUCUCACUCAGCAUUCAUAGUCUGGACGACGUGCAGUAUACCCCAUUUCACGC
Molecule: messenger RNA, 2103 nt
Organism: Rhodotorula graminis WP1
Lineage: Eukaryota; Fungi; Basidiomycota; Microbotryomycetes; Sporidiobolales; Sporidiobolaceae
Exons: 5
Coding region: 1-1770 (589 amino acids)
Source: RefSeq, a predicted model, not a curated record